GACAUCUUUUGCCGGAACUCCAUAAAAGCAUAUGAUUAAAGUUCUAUCAAGAGGAACAGUCUCCAAAUCAUAUUAGUUUUUGUAGUAGCUUUAACGAUAUCGCAAUUAUGGUUCUAACUACAUUAAAAGUCUUCACUCUUGCCAAAUUACACAGAUCAGAACCUAAGUUUGGAAGUUUCAACUAUAAUUCUCGACACGCUGCUGAGGAAAAACCUCCGGAAAAAUAGAAAAUUUCAGUUAAUCACUAAGGCUAAUAUUUACUUUGUUGGGAAUUACAAAUGAUUUAAAAGCCGAAUGUUAAUUUCAUUUGCAAUCCAAAUGCAUGCAUGAAACAUGUUUGUAUACGCAAGUUAAUCCGAUGUUGAAAUAAUUAUUCAAAAAUUUAACCCACCUUCUAUUAUGAUCCUGUAAUGUCGUGAAUACAUAUAGCAAGGACUGUACGUUUGACCAGCACUAGCAAUGACAAAGAGACGAAAGAGUAGUAUAAAACUCUUGCAUGCACGACUAUAUUUUGCGUUUAGUUAAAAAUUAUGCUACCUUCAAAAUACAUUAUUCUUAUUAGCCUAGUUAGUCAACUACAUUUUUAUGCACCCGCAGAACCAUAGCAGAGUUGAAUACGAACUGCCAUAUUGCAGCAAACUCAGGCUUGCCGCAUAUUUUUAUUAUUGACAGUAUUAUCUUUAGUAAUGAUCAGUUAAUUUCCUAAGGCUUUGUAUAUACUUCGUUUUUUUUUGGAGUAAAGCACAAGUUUUCUGCGUGUCAAAUAAUGAGUUGAUGCACUGACGUAGGUCUAAGUACUGACAAGUCCUAGUCAUAUUUAUUUUCGAAAUAAAGCCUUCGUUAAUAUUUCAUUAAUAGGUUUCAUUUUAACUCGACCCCUCUUUUUUCGGCAACGUAAAAAAAGUUUUAAAUAACGUAACUCAUAAAUAUAUAAACACUAACGGGUAUAAUGACAACGACGAGCAAUUUUUUGACACGAAAGAGAUCCAGAUCUGAACUCAUGCAACGUGAAAAAUCUUACUAUUUCAAUCAUAUAUAAAUAUAUAAGCCACGUUCAUUUGAUUAUCUCGUUACAUUUAUUUUGGCGUUAGAAUUGAUAUAUGUUGAUUAAUUAUGUGCAAGCUAUAGCUCAUGGCCAAUAGCUUUAGCUGUUGUGUGCUUCUUAAGAGAAUGAUUGAAAAAACUUGAAUGUUGCCUUGUUGGCACAGCAACAAACAAAUCAAUCAUUCAUGGUAUAGCAGCAUUUUCUGUCCCCCGCAAGAUCUUAUCACGCACAGGCUCCCCUCAGAAUUUUCUGUUAUCUUAUUUUACAUGCAACACUGCAUGCAACAUAUUCUUCGUGGUACUUGUAAACUUUUCUUUGUAUGUGCGUGCGCGGGAUGCUUAUAGAUAAUGCGUCAUGCAUGCAGAGAAACUCCACCGACGCAGUCUGAAAUGGUUGUCACCUUGAUAUAGCCAUGCAAAGUGCAUACAAAUUUUCCAUGGAUACUGAGUGGGAAUUAAUGGAAAAAAACCCAGGAGUUUUAGCAGAGCAAAUCAUUUGAGAACUGACAAAAACCACAACAUGGUCGCGGAACCAUCUUGGCCCGAACCAGGCCCCAACUGGCCAGAGGCGAAAUCGUCGUGGGGCUUGGCCUGGCCCAUACAUGUCUACGCAUUCGCCAGUAUAUGGACACUGGCAGCAAUAUACUUCCUUUUCUUCUUCGUUCAAUCAAUCUGGCGUCGAAGCAAUGAACACAAAAGGUCCCCCUUAAUAAUGCUGAGUCUUCAACUGCUCAUCCAAGCGUUAUCACGAUGUUUCGUGCUGUUUCUGAACCCGUACGCUUCAAGAUCGAGCAACCAUGCACAGCUUGUCAUAACGAUCGCCGUAUGGUCUUUGGGCACUGCUGGGCUUACAUCAGCUUUCGGAGUGCUGCUACUGAUCCUCCUUGAUGCAACAAAACUUAGCCUGGCUCCGCCAAAAUUUCAAAAUAUUUAUGUUCUCAUCAUUAUAACUAUCGCAAACUUCGCAUUUGUCGUCGUCUCUGACAUCAUCGUCGCCUUUCACGAAUCCGCAAACAUAUUACUGGUCUUAUGUCAAGUUACCUUUGCCCUCUGGGGAGUUGUUAUUACAGUGGGUUACUCCAUGGCUGCCUACAGAAUACGCAAGAACUUAACAGCAACAUUUGAUGGUGUGGAAUCCGGUCCUAAAACCCCGGGGGAUCCGAUGAGGUUUAAAUGGUUGAUCAUAAAGUGUUGUGUUUCGUCCAUCUUGGGUCUGUGCGUGUUUGGGAUGAGUCUGUACGCGGCGCUGUUCGGGGAGAGCAGUGUCCUCUCUGACACAGAAUUCGCGGAUAGUUGGCCGUGGUGGGUAUUUCAGACGAUAUUUCGGAUUUUGGAAAUCCUUGUGACCUUAUUGAUUUCAGUCGUUGCUUUGCAAACGCCUCGAGUCCCGCGUUAAAGAGGGUCGUGCAUGGCUA
Molecule: messenger RNA, 2459 nt
Organism: Dendronephthya gigantea
Lineage: Eukaryota; Metazoa; Cnidaria; Anthozoa; Malacalcyonacea; Nephtheidae
Product: proline-rich transmembrane protein 4-like
Exons: 2
Coding region: 1565-2440 (291 amino acids)
Source: RefSeq, a predicted model, not a curated record